UUCUAGACAAAAUGGCGGAUGUUGUUAUUUUGCCGCAGGGUCAGCGCUAAUCGAAGUUCACCUUUUCUCCGAUUUACCUUUAGAAAUUACACAAAAAUAAUACUUGGGAAUAACAUCCGUCGUUGUAAGAUUUGGUGAGGUGAACUACAAUGAAAGGCAAAGAAAGGUCGCCGAUUAAAAAACGUUCUCGCGCUUUGGACGAUAUCCGAGACAGGGGAGGAGGCCAUCCGCCCAGCAAGAAAAUGGGGGCUCUCUCGGUUUCUAGCGGGAGCAAUAAUGGAAAUAGUUCCACCAAAAGUGACGGAGGAUCUACAAGAAGGAGUUUGUUGGGAGAGAAGAGAGAUAGAGAUUUUGACGGUCAUGUAUCUAGUCGAACCGGCGGCAGUAAUCACAACGUUAGUUAUCCCGGCGCGGUUGUUAGCUCUAUCGGCAAGAACCACAACCUGGGUUUAGCACUCGAUUUAACCACGGCAAGAAUGAGUAAUUCUCGCGGCGAACGUCCUCCGCCUCCUCCUACAAACAACGAGAGUGAGUACAAAACUCUAAAAAUCAGUGAACUGGGUACUCAGUUGAGCGACGAAGACAUAGAAGACGGACUUUUCCACGAAUUCAAAAAAUUCGGCGACGUAAGUGUCAAAAUAAGCCGCAGCAACGACGAGAGAAUUGCAUUUGUCAACUUCCGAAAGCCCGAGGAUGCCAGAGCAGCAAAACACGCCAGGGGCAGGUUAGUGCUGUAUGACCGUCCACUGAAAAUCGAUGCAGUGUACAUCAAUAGAAGAAGAAGUCGAUCACCAGUUGAGAGAGUUGACAGGGACCCGUAUGUUGCCCCAGGCCACAGACACUUGCACACCCAGAGACCCCUUUCACCUUCAGGGCUUGGAUACAGAGACUACAGGCUACAGCAGCUGGCUCUCGGCCGCCUCCCCCCUCCCCCACCUCCCCCUUUGCCCAGAGACCUAGAACGGGAGAGAGAGUUAGCCUUUUUUGAAGCCAGGGCACGUCCAGGCCCAGCGUUUAUUACAGAAAGAGCAGCUGCCUUCCGCGAGGAGGACUUCAUCUCUCCGGAGGACGACCAGAGAGCUAACAGGACAUUGUUUCUCGGCAACUUGGACAUCACAGUCACCGAGACGGACCUGAGGAGGGUGUUCGACCGAUUCGGUGUGAUCACAGAGGUGGAUAUAAAACCCACCCGGGGACAGACCAGCACGUACGGGUUUCUCAAGUUCGAGAACCUGGACAUGGCCCAUCGCGCCAAGCUCACCAUGUCCGGAAAGAUAGUGGGCCGAAACCCCAUCAAGAUUGGCUACGGCAAGGCCACGCCCACCACGCGCCUAUGGGUGGGCGGCCUGGGGCCCUGGGUGCCCCUGGCUGCACUGGCCAGAGAGUUUGACCGCUUUGGCACCAUAAGGACCAUUGACUAUAGGAAAGGGGACACCUGGGCCUACAUCCAGUACGAGAGCUUGGAUGCUGCUCAGGCGGCGUGCACUCACAUGCGUGGCUUCCCUCUGGGUGGGCCCGAGAGGAGACUCCGGGUGGACUUUGCAGACACUGAGCUCCGCUACCAGCAGCAGUUCCUCCAGCCUCUCCCCCUGUUUGACAUGUUGGGUGAGUCUUUUGUCCACCGUGCCGCGCCGGAGCCCCUGCGGGUCAGGGAGAGGACUACGCCUCCACUCCACUUCCGAGAGAGGGAGCUGGGCUUCCCUGGGGCAGAGUGGCCCCCCAACCCGGCCAUGCGGGAGCGGGUGAGGCCGGGGGCCUUCGAUCCGCUGGAUCACCUGGAGCGGGACCGCCGGCCCGUUGGCCGGGAGCCCUGGUCUCUGGAGCGUGAGUUGGCGGGGCGCGGCGACCCAGGGCGGAAACGGCGCCCCGUGGAUGACAGCCGCCACCUUGACGUUUCUCCGGAGAGCAUUGACCGCGCAGCGCGGCGGCGCCGGGGCGGCCCUUCGCCGGACGGCAGCCCCGACGGGGGGCGCUUCAGUGACACGGAGCGCUCCCUGCGUGGCGGCGACAGGCUGUCCCCUGUGCGAGAUCGCCGCCCCAGCGCGGAGCGUCCUGGCGGCGGGGACAGGAGACUGAAGAGCCAGGCGAGCCUCGCGGAGAGAGGGGCCUCCUGCAGUAGCCUCACACCUUCGGCUGGGGAGAGGAAACGCAAAGCCGGCGACAACGGCAGCGCCAAAGCAGCCGGGGCUAAGAGGGAUCGCUCCUCAGACCAGGCCGGGGCCAAGGGCGGGGCCAAGGGCGGGGCCAAGCUGGGACUGGCCUGGCAUGGCAUGCUGCUCCUGAAAAACAGCAACUUCCCUGCCAACAUGCACCUCCUCGAGGGCCACCAGGGGGUGGCCAAGGACCUGCUCACCGACGGCGCCACCGGCCGACCGGUGGGGGAGCUGAAGAUCACCCAGCGCCUGCGCCUCGACCAGCCCAAACUCGACGAGGUGUCCCGACGCAUCAAAGCUGCCGGCCCGGCUGGCUACGCGGUUCUCCUGGCGGUUCCCGGCUCCGGCGGAGAGGACGCGUCAGCGACGGACCCGGCCAUUUCGACACAGCGUCCCCUCCGCAACCUGGUGUCGUACCUGAAACAGAAGCAGGCCGCCGGGGUGAUCAGCCUGCCCGUCGGCGGCAGCCGGGAUAAGGAGCACCAGGGGGUUCUACACGCGUUCCCGCCCUGUGAGUUCUCCCAGCAGUUCAUUGACGCCUCGGCCAAAGCCCUGGCCAAAACCGAGGAGGACUACCUGGUGAUGGUCGUGGUGCGCGGAGCAUCAUAAAUGCAGUCUUGUCGGAGAGAGAGGAAGCAGGAAGCAAAUCAUCCCUGAUGUUGUAAACAAAAAAACAAAACGUGUCUGUAACUACUAGUGCAUGCUGUGUGUUCUGCUAAAUGGGGUCUCUACUGGGGAGUAGUGUCAUAGGGGAGGGGAGGGGCGGGACGGGGGGGGUGGUUUAGGUAGGCUAGGUUAUGUGACUAUUGGUUCUGCAACAGCAACAGAAAUUUAAAUUGCCCCCUUUAAAGUCAACAACUUUGGAACCCUGUUUUAUAAAGGGUGUGCUAAUUUCAAACCGACGUGCACAGAAACCAUUCAAUGGGUGUUUUAUGAAAAAGGGGGAUAUUCAUUGGAAUUUGACGUUAACAUUAGCUUGAAAUGAGGUACAAAGGAACCCUUCUGUGUUUUCAUUCAGGAAAACUUGAACCACUAAGAAGUAGAGUACAAGUCAACUCCAUGGUUUAGUCCACUAUUUAUUUGGUCGACGUGUUAUAAAAACAGACUGUAAUGCUUAUUACAAUCAGUUGGUGUUCAUUUAGAGUUAAUUAUAUAUUUUUCUUGCAUAAUAUUCUCGAUGCCCUUCGUUAAAAGUACAGAAUUCUGAAAAAUUAAGGGUGGGAUGUCUUACUUGACAGUCUUCCAUAUUGAUAAGAAUGGACUUCCCGUCUUUGCCCGUACGUAGGCUAUUCUUUGGUUUGUUUUGUCCUAUAUUACUGGUUAGGUAGUCCAGUAUGGUCAAUCAAUGGUUCAUGAACACUACAAAACAGUUUGAGAUGUAAUGAAGGCUUGAAUACCUAGAUAUGGGUUCAGUAUAACUUUCCUGUUUGACAACAGUAAGUUCAGUUGCUUUCCAUAUGUAUUUUAAUGUUUAAGCCAGAAAUGUUUGGGUAUAUUGAGAUGUUAAAUGAGGAAUACAUAAAAGGCUUUGCCCUGCUAAUCUAGUUGAACCAUAAAUACAUUGAUGCGAUAAAGAGCCAAAUGAGACUAAAAUAUAAAGUAGAUUUUAUUGUGUGCACUUUCUUUCGCACCACUUGAACUUUGGUAGUACCUUGUGACCUAUAACCUUUCACCUACAGUGUGUGAUAAAGUUACACUAGAGAAGAACAAACAAGACUUGGAAGCUCUUUUUGUUAUUGACAUUUGUGGUCUGGUUCAAUAUGCCAAUGUUUGUUGCCAAGUUUGUGUGAACAUGAUGGUAAUGUUGAUCCUUAUUAUCAAGUUAAAAAAAAAGUUUUUUUGGCAUAUACCCUGGUCAUUUUGGGGUAUUUUUGAUAAGUUGUAGUGCUAGUAUUUUUAGUAGAUUUCAGAAGUAAUGUUCCUCAUGUAAGCCAGCUGCCGACAGUUUGAUUUUUAGGACUUUAUAGUAUGUUGCCAUUAUUAUCAAUGUUAUUUUUUUUGUUUUUUUUGUUUUAAAAAAAAAAGGAAAACUGAGUUGUGGCUUAAGGUGAGGUUGAUUUGCUUUAUCUUUUGAUAAACAGAAACAAACGUGUAUUUUCCCUCAAAGUUCUCCAGGAAUUGUGGAAUCUCUAAAGCUUCAACAUCAGAGGAAGUCUGAGGAGGAGGAAACAACUUAGUAUUGGUCCGUUUUCGCAGAGACGCUGUGUCUCUUUUGUGUUCUGUAUUUAAGUGGAAUUCUAUGACCCUCAUUCUUUGUGCUCUGUACCUGAUUUCAUUGGAAAGACAAGACACGGAAAGUCAUCUUACCACACACAGCUUACUGCCAAGCUGUUUAACACACUCAGAGAAAGCGUGCAUUUACGCACGUCGUUGUCCUCCGAAUAUCAAUAAAUUGUUUCAUUUGAGGGAAA
This is a messenger RNA of Esox lucius (northern pike), 4564 nucleotides long. It is a transcript of the gene rbm15, whose product is annotated as RNA binding motif protein 15. Gene Ontology annotation, molecular function: mRNA binding. The record is from RefSeq and is a predicted model, not a curated record. Gene Ontology annotation, cellular component: nucleus. Lineage: Eukaryota; Metazoa; Chordata; Actinopteri; Esociformes; Esocidae. Gene Ontology annotation, biological process: regulation of alternative mRNA splicing, via spliceosome. The transcript has a single exon. The coding region runs from base 150 to 2762 and encodes 870 amino acids.